Messenger RNA from Trichomycterus rosablanca, 2189 nucleotides. RefSeq names its product GATOR1 complex protein NPRL3-like. The transcript is spliced from 14 exons. NCBI's taxonomy places the organism in Eukaryota, Metazoa, Chordata, Actinopteri, Siluriformes, Trichomycteridae. Gene Ontology annotation, cellular component: GATOR1 complex. The record is from RefSeq and is a predicted model, not a curated record. The coding region runs from base 237 to 2066 and encodes 609 amino acids. Gene Ontology annotation, biological process: cellular response to amino acid starvation; TORC1 signaling; negative regulation of TORC1 signaling.
CGUCCUGUAAAUUAUUUUUCUUAGCAUAUAUAAGACAGUCUGCUGUCUUUCAUUGGCUUUUAUUUUCAUAUCAUGUAUAUUCGCAUGCUGUAGGCAUUUAGUCUUUAGAAAUUACGAUUCCUAAAUGACGAGUCUGCACUAGCCAGGAGGUUACCGGUGGAUUGUUCUGAUGGCAAGACUGUUUUUACUAACGGGGAUUUGUAUGCUUGAUUUAGACCUUACGGUUCUAUAACAAAAUGUACAAACAGUCCUCAAUAGACUUGGAUCCCAAGACAAUGUGCAAGCCACCAGACGUUACUUUUCAUAAAAAUGGAGAGAAAAACAGUCCAAUAAGCGUGAUUUUGGUUAGUUCAGGGAGCCGCGGUAACAAGUUGCUCUUCAGAUAUCCAUUUCUAAAAGUGUCUGAAAACACUUCAUCAGCUGCAACGAAACAGAGAAGUGCAUAUGCAUUAAGGACCACAAGUGAUGCUACAGAGGACCAAGAUGGAGACUCAAGAGAACAAACUUCACUAACUGAUGAACAGUUGGUAGCAGGAUUUUCAGACAUUAUUCUUGCAACCAUAUUGGCCACUAAGUCAGAUAUGUGUGGAAAAAAGUUUGAACUGAAGAUCGACAAUGUGAGAUUUGUGGGGCACCCAACGCUCCUGCAGCCCCCACACUCCAUUCAGGUUUCCAAAACAGACCCUUCGCCAAAAAGAGAAAUGCCUACCAUGAUCUUGUUUAGUGUUGUGUUCGCAUUAAGGGCCAAUGCAGACCCAUCCGUGAUCAGUUGCAUGCACAACUUGUCAAGACGUCUCGCCAUUGCCCUGCAGCAUGAGGAACGCCGUUGCCAGUACCUCACUAGAGAGGCCAAACUGAUGCUGGCUGUACAGGAUGAGCUCACCACCAUGACUGAGACGGAUGGAACAUUGCAGUCACCCUUUCGACACAUCCUCCCUAAGUGUAAACUGGCAAGAGACCUAAAAGAAGCCUAUGACAGCCUCUGCACAACUGGUGUCGUCCGACUUCACAUCAACAACUGGUUGGAGGUCAGCUUCUGUUUGCCCCACAAGAUUCAUCGGGUUAGUGGGAACUACAUUCCCCCAGAGGCUCUGGAGUGCAGCCUUAAGGCAAUACGGCCAUAUCAUGCGCUGCUGCUGCUGGACAAUGAAAAGGCCCUGCUGGCUGAGCUUCCUCUUGACUGCUCUCCUGCACUGGUGCGGCUUAUCAAGAUCUGUUCAGCCAUGAAAAACCUGCAGCAGUUGGCACAGGAUGCUGAUUUGGCCCUUUUGCAGAUCUUUCAAAUUGCUGCUCACUUAGUAUACUGGGGGAAAGCCAUCAUUGUGUAUCCACUUUGUGAGAACAAUGUCUACAUGCUGUCUCCACAUGCCAACAUCUUUCUGUACUCACCACUGGCAAAAAACUUUGCCCAGGAGUUUCCGGGUCAUGACCUGCCAUCCAUGUUAGCCAAGUUCUCUUUACCCGUAUCUCUUUCUGAGUUUAGGAACCCACUGGAUGCUCCUGUGCAGGAGGCACAGUUGAUCCAGAUGGUGGUGUGGAUGCUACAGAGACGGCUGCUGAUCCAGCUGCACACUUACGUUUGCUUACUUGUGCCACCCAGCGUGGAGCAGCCGUGCCCUCCGGAUAAUGAACUGCCAACGGUGAAUCGCUUGCCUGGCCGAAGCCUCAGUACACCCUCUGCCCACAGUUUUGGCUCUCCAACCAGCAGUGAUGACAUGACACUUACCAGCCCCAGCAUGGACAAUUCUAGUGCAGAGCUGCUGCCAGGUGAAGAAUCUCCGCUUAAUAAAAGGAUGACAGAGACACUGCUGGCCAGCCUGACGGAGCAUGAGCGCCAUGCCAUCCUUAAUGUGCCUGCUGCACAGAACCCUGAUGACCUGCGCAUGUUUGCCAGAUUGCUGCACUAUUUCAGGGGCCAUCAUCACCUGGAGGAAAUCAUGUACAAUGAGAACAUUCGCCGUUCCCAGCUAAAGACUCUGUUCGACAAGUUCCGCAGUGUUUUAGUGGUAACCAACCAUGAGGACCCUAUUAUCUCACUCUUCCAGACACCCCCAGAAUAUCAGUAACAGUUAGGCAUGUCAUUCAACUUGUCAAUAACAAUGUCAUUGUUAUUGCUCUUAAUCAUCAAAGUGCUUUAAAUAUUUUUUACUCGCUGCUGUUUUAACAGAAUAAAUUAAUUCAGAACUGUU